Messenger RNA from Dromaius novaehollandiae (emu), 5163 nucleotides. RefSeq names its product contactin associated protein 1 (gene CNTNAP1). The transcript is spliced from 24 exons. NCBI's taxonomy places the organism in Eukaryota, Metazoa, Chordata, Aves, Casuariiformes, Dromaiidae. The record is from RefSeq and is a predicted model, not a curated record. Bases 543 to 4214 code for a protein of 1223 amino acids.
UUGCACAAGGUCAGUGCUGAGUAAUACGCUCACGGCACAAAGUCCCAUUGUGCUGGGGCUGCUGACUUCCUGCCGCGGCGGUGGGACGCGGCACAGGGAAGGCCCUGGCCCCGCGGUGCGGCCAGAGCCGGCUCCUCCGCAGCGCUGCCGGCGAUGCCCCGGUGCGCGAGGUGAAGCGCGGGCAGCACGGGGUCCCGCGGUGCCGCAGAGGACGGUGCGGCCGGGACGGCCCCGGGGCGUGCACAGCCGCUCCCGCCGGCUGCAGCCCGGCGCGGACAGACGGAGGCACAACCGGCCAGAGCGCGCCGCAAAACACCAAGAAAUAGAGAUCGCUGCUAAAAAUAGCGCUGGGGACGGGGAGAGGGGAGCCGCUCGCUGCAGGGCCCUGCUACGAUGAGCUCGUCGCCCCCCUGUACUCCUCCUCCAUCGGCGCCUCCUCCAGAUACAACAUCUUCUACUCCUCCAGCUUUGCCCGGCUGCACAGCACCAGCGGCUGGUCCCCCGACCCCCGGGACAAGCAGCCCUGGCUGCAGAUCGACCUGAUGCAGAAGCACCGGAUCAAUGCGGUGGCCACGCAGGGGACCUUCAACACGUACGACUGGCUGACGCGCUACAUCGUGCUCUACGGCGACCACCCCACCAGCUGGAAGCCCUUCUUCCAGCAGGGCAGCAACUGGACCUUCUUUGGGAACGUGAACGAGAGCGGGGUGGUGCGGCACGACCUGCACUACCCCAUCCUGGCGCGCUACGUCCGCAUCAUCCCCGUGGCCUGGAACCCGCGCGGGAAGAUCGGGCUGCGCCUGGGCCUCUACGGCUGCCCCUACUGGUCCCACGUGCUCUACUUCGACGGCGAUGACGCGAUCUCGUACCGGUUCCGGGCCAAGAGGAUCAGCACCCGGGAGGAUGACAUCUCCUUCAACUUCAAGACGGUGGAGCAGGACGGGGUGCUGAUGCACGGCGAGGGCGCGCAGGGCGACUACAUCACGCUGGAGCUCAAGCAGGCCCAGCUCCUGCUGCACAUCAGCCUAGGCAGCAGCCCGCUGCAGGCCGGCGAGGGCCACACCACGGUGGCGGUGGGCAGUCUGCUGGACGACCAGCACUGGCACUCGCUGCACCUCGAGCGCUACGGCCACCACGUCAACCUGACGCUGGACGGGGAGGUCAAGCGCUUCCGCUGCCACGGCACCUUCGACCAGCUCGACCUCGACACCGAGCUCUUCUUCGGGGGGGUGAUCGACCAGGACAAGCAGCACCUCACCUACCGGCAGAACUUCCGGGGCUGCGUGGAGAACAUCCUCUUCAACGGGGUCAACAUCGCCGAGCUGGCCCGGCACCGCCGGUCCAACAUCCGCUUCGAGGGCAGCGUGGGCCACUACUGCCAGGACCAGGUGAACACCCCCAUCACCUUCGCCGGCAUCAACAACUACGUGCAGGUGCCGGGGAUCCCGCGGAGGAACCGCCUGGCCGUCAGCUUCCGCUUCCGCUCCUGGGACACCGCCGGGCUGCUGCUCUACACCAGCUUCGCCGACCGCCUGGGCUCGCUGGAGAUGAUGCUGAGCCAGGGCCAGGUCAACGUCUCCAUCGCCCAGCCCGGCAAGAAGAAGCUGGAGUUCGCCGCAGGGCAUCGCCUCAACGACGGCUUCUGGCACUCGGUGCAGCUGGUGGCGCGGGACGGCUCGGCCGUGGUGACCAUCGACGACGACGACGGCGCCGAGUUUCGGGUGGCGCACCCCUUCCAGCUGCGCACCGGCAGCCAGUACUUCUUCGGAGGCUGCCCCAAGCCGGCCUCGCUGACGGGCUGCCGCUCGAACCAGACCGCCUUCCACGGCUGCCUGCAGAUGCUGAGCGUGGACAUGCAGCCCGUGGACCUGGAGCUGCUGGCGCAGCGCCGGCUGGGGCAGUACGCCGACGUGCUCUUCGACGUCUGCGGCAUCACCGACAGGUGCACCCCCAACCUGUGCGAGCACGACGGCCGCUGCGUCCAGUCCUGGGACGACUUCACGUGCGUCUGCGACCUGACGGGCUACAAGGGCGAGACCUGCCACAAAUCCCUUUACAAGGAGUCGUGCGACGCUUACCGGGUCAGCGGGAAGACCUCGGGGAACUACACCAUCGACCCGGACGGCAGCGGGCCGCUCAAGCCCUUCACCGUGUACUGCGACAUCCGCGAGGACCGGGCCUGGACCAUCAUCCGGCACAACCGCCACUACGCCACGCGGGUGACGGGCUCCAGCGCGGACCAGCCCUACCUGGGGGCGGUGGAGUACUGGAACGCCUCCUGGGCCGAGGUCUCGGCCCUGGCCAACGCCUCCGAGUACUGCGAGCAGCGCAUCGAGCUCCACUGCUACAGCUCCCGCCUGCUCAACACCCCCUCCGGGCUGCCCUUCAGCUUCUGGAUGGGCCGAAACAACGAGCGUCACUACUACUGGGGCGGCUCCCGGCCGGGCAUCCAGCGCUGCGCCUGCGGGCUGGACAAGAACUGCGCCGACCCCAAGUACUUCUGCAACUGCGACGCCGACCACGCGCUGUGGAGGACGGACAGGGGCUUGCUGACCUUCGUGGACCACCUGCCCGUCACCCAGGUGGUGGUGGGGGACACCAACCGCUCCGGCUCCGAGGCCCAGUUCCUGCUGGGGCCGCUGCGCUGCUACGGGGACCGCAACACCUGGAACACCGUCUCCUUCAACCGGGGCACGGCCCUGCUCUUCCCCACCUUCCAGGCCAACCACAGCCUCGACAUCUCCUUCUACUUCAAAACCACCGCCCAGUCCGGCGUCUUCCUGGAGAACCCCGGCUCCCGAUACUACGUCCGCGUGGAGCUCAACACCACCCGGGACGUGGUGUUCGCCUACGACAUCGGCAACGGGCACGAGAACCUGACGGUGCGGUCGCCGGUGCCCUGGAACGACGACGAGUGGCACCAGGUGAAGGCUGAGCUCAACGUGAAGCUGGCGCGGCUGCGGGUGGACAAGCUGCCCUGGGCGGCGCGGCCGGCCCCGCCGCAGAGCUUCGUCCACCUCGACUUCGACCGGCCGCUCUACGUGGGCGCGGCGGAGCACAAGAUGCGGCCCUUCCUGGGCUGCCUGCGGGCGCUGCGCAUGAACGGCGUCACGCUCAACCUGGAGGGCAAGGCCAACGCCAGCGAGGGCGUCCGCGUGAACUGCACCGGGCACUGCCAGGAGCCGCUGGUGCCCUGCCAGAACAGCGGGCUCUGCGUCGAGCGCUACAGCCACUACACCUGCAACUGCAGCGUCUCCGCCUUCGACGGGCCCUUCUGCAACCGGGACAUCGGCGGCUACUUCGAGGAGGGCACCUGGGUGCGGUACAACAUCCUCUCCGUGUCGCUGUACGCGGCCCGCGAGUUCGCCAGCAUCGUGGGCAGCCCCUGGCAGCCCCUGCCCGGCUACAACCUCACCAGCGAGGAGGUCAGCUUCAGCUUCAGCACCACCGCGGCGCCCGCCGUCCUGCUCUACGUCAGCUCCUUCGUCAAGGACUACAUGGCCGUGCUCAUCAAGGACGACGGGACCCUGCAGCUGCGCUACCAGCUGGGCACCAGCCCCUACGUCUUCGCCCUCACCACCAAGCCGGUGACGGACGGCAGGCCGCACCACGUCAACAUCACCCGCUUCUACCGCACGCUGUACACGCAGGUGGACUACCUGCCCGUCAUGGAGCAGCAGUUCUCCCCCUUCGUGGACAGCAAGCUGGACUCGCCCAAGAACCUCUACCUGGGGCGCGUGAUGGAGACCGGCGUGAUCGACCCCGAGAUCCAGCGCUACAACACGCCCGGCUUCUCCGGCUGCCUCUCGGGGGUGAAGUUCAACAGCAUCGUCCCCCUCAAAGCCAUCUUCCGCCCCACCAGCGCGGUGCCGCCCUACAGCAUCCGCGGGGAGCUGGUGGAGUCCAGCUGCGCCUCCAUGCUGCCCCUCACCACCGUCCUCAUCCCCCCCGAGAUGGACCCCUGGUACAUGGGCACAGAGUUCCCCCACGUGCACGACGACGGCUGGAUCGGGAUCAUCAUCGGCUUCGUGAUCUUCCUGCUGCUGCUGCUCGGGGGCCUCCUGGCGCUGCUCUACUUCUACCACCACCGCUACAAGGGCUCCUACCACACCAACGAGCCCAAGGCCAUCCAGGACUACGGCGGCGCCAAGCCGGCCCCCACGCGCACGGACCAGAACCUGCCCCAGAUCCUGGAGGAGGCCAAGGGGGACUAGCGGGGCGCAGCCCCACGGGCCCGGGAGCGGGGCACCCGCCGCGGCCCGGCGCCAGCCAGCGUCGCGGGACCAAAGGGCCGAGCGCGCCCCAACUGCCAGCACCCGCCUCCGGCCCGCCGCGCCGGGGAGCCCGCAGCGCCGGGGAGCCCGCAGCACCGGGGAGCCGGCCCCGCGGCACCGCCCCGCCACCUCUCCGUCGGGCAGGCUGCUGCCUGCUGCCAGCGCCAAACCCUGCCCGCGAGCGCGGCAUCCGCCGGGGCCGGGGCCCCCCUCGGCGGAGGCGGCAGCCCCGCGGCACGCGCCCGUCCGAGGCCGCUCGCGCCCUCCCGCUCCUUUUUCUAUCGGAAACGUGCCGCGACGCGGCCUGGCCGUCACCCGCCCCGCUAGCGACACUCGCGCAUAGGUUACCCGCUGCUUUACUCGCUUAGCAAGAGCCACGAACGAAGCCGUGCAAUAGAGAGCCCGAGAGCCCCGCGCCGGGCUGCGCGGGGAGAGGCUCCGUGCAACGCCCUGCCCGUGCAUGCCGCGGCGGCCGCUGCUGCGCAUGAUGCCACCUGCACUUUGCUGAGAGAUGCUGCUUUCAUACAAUCAGGUACAGAGUCUUUCUACCAUUUUGGUUGCUGAAUAUUCUACUACACUCUAAUUUUUUUAUUCUAUCGGUUUGUAUAAAAAACAAAACGGAACUUAACGUCAGAUGCUACAUUUAAACUGAGUGUUGUGGUAAGUGGUCCGUAGUUUGCUACUUCUCUGUAAGAAGUGCUAGUCCUGCUGAUUACCUCCAGCCCAGUGAAAGCUCCUGUUCACACGCUAUAUCGUGGUACGACAAUGUUACAGAAAUGCAUUUAUCUACCCAAAGGCCUGGCUCCACUGGGCACUUUAUUUUUAAAAAAUCUGUUUUGUUGAAUGAAAUGUGAAGAUACUCAAAUAAAGGCAGAAUGAUCGCGUUUGA